Pisolithus orientalis is the source of this 1802-nucleotide messenger RNA. RefSeq lists its product as uncharacterized. The record is from RefSeq and is a predicted model, not a curated record. Gene Ontology annotation, molecular function: peptide-O-fucosyltransferase activity. NCBI's taxonomy places the organism in Eukaryota, Fungi, Basidiomycota, Agaricomycetes, Boletales, Pisolithaceae. Gene Ontology annotation, biological process: protein O-linked glycosylation via fucose. The transcript has 6 exons. The coding region runs from base 109 to 1593 and encodes 494 amino acids.
ACUGCGGUCCUCGCGUUUAGUUUUUCGCAUCACGGCGGCUACGAUGUCGGAUGCGGUGCCGCUCCACUCCACACUUCAUUCCCCCCCCACCAGCACACUACCAGUGGGAUGACGGCCUUCCAUGGCAAGUCAGACGGACACGUCCUCCCCGUCACACAUCCAAAACGACCGCGGAGUCCUUCCUCGUAUGGCCUCACAAGACGACUGCUGCGGUCUUUGGUAGCGCUGGCAACUGUCCUUGUAUUGACGGCAUUCUUCGUGCUCUCACAUGAACCACCACCACCACCACCCGACCUGUCCAUACCAGAAGACCGUCUCCCACCACUCUAUCACGACUUCCGACAACGAGAACUAAACUUGCCACACUACGAUGCUUACGAGAACAACAGCUCCAUCAAGUACUUCUGGGCUGCCCAACACGCUCACAGUUCGGGAUGGGGAAACGUGAUGCAAGAUUAUGUGAUGAUGGCUCUGCUUGCUCAUGCCACUGGUCGCUCCUUUGUGUUCGACGACUACGUAUGGAAUGCCAACGGUUCAAUCUACUCUGAUCUUGAUGGGAAACUGACACCCUCCCGCAUACCCCUCUCUGCUCUCCUAGGCGGCCCUAUGGUUGGUGGCCCAAUGCUUCCCGGGGACAACACACCCAGAUCUGUCAACAAAUACUUUUUUGAGAGAGUAUGCCCUAACCCGACCGUGGUACACGUCUCCGACGUCAACACGUACGACAUGCGAUUUAACGAGCUCGUUCCGGUGUCAGACGUGUUCAAUACAUGGGUAGACGUCAUCAGCGCUAUCGACGAUCCGUGUGUGAUGCUCGAUCCGACUGAGAACCAGGUCUUCGAUAAUUGGGUAUUCGGCAAGAAACGUCGCAUGCUUCCGUUUUGGCCUACCAUAUCCCGCUCUCCCGUCCUCACCUCCUGGGAUUGGUCAGCUCUCGUCCACGCGGCAUACAAACGCAACCGGCAUCUCUUCAAACGUUUUCCCCACCCAUCUUCUCGUUUUGUCACUCUCCUAGACAACUUGGGAUUAUCCGGAUCAGAUACCCCAAGUAGCGUCAUCGAGGGGUUGAUGGCUAUCCACGUUCGGAGAGGGGAUUUCGAAGGACAUUGCCGGAAUCUCGCUAAGUGGGAUGCAGAUUGGCACGCCUGGAAUUCGUUUCCUGAGUUUAUCGACAAGUUCGAGAAACCGAGAGACGCCACUCCGGAUGAAGUCCUGAAUACGUAUAUCGAACAUUGUUACCCUGAUAUCCAGCAAAUUGUGGAUCGAGUCCGUCGUGUACGUCAAGAGUCACGAUCGAAACACAAUCUCAACUACUUAUAUAUCAUGACGAAUGCUCCGGUCUCGUGGGUAGAAGAGCUCAAGAGUGCGCUUGCUGAGGAUGCAGAGAAACAUCGACAGAAAUGGAAGAGCGUCAGGAGUAGUAAAGAUUUGGAGCUGACGUGGGCGGAAACGUUCGUGUCGCAGGGUAUUGAUAUGUUCGUUGCUCAGAGGGCGGAAGUGAUCAUUGGAAAUGGGUGGUCGAGCCUAACCUCCAACGCAGUAAUGCUUCGAAUGACAAACGGAUUCCCCACUGACUCGAUGCGGUUUUGGUAGCAAUAGACGGCAUUCAUAGGGUUUGCUGGUUAGGAUGUCUUUGGGAUGGCAUUUAGUCGAUAGAGGAUUUAUCCGCUGACGUUUGGAUAUGCUAGGUGGAUUUAAUGAAUAUUCAAGUGGUAUUAGUCUGGAGGAUCAUCGUUUCUGGUGAGAUGGGUUUGUGGAAUAGUUCUUGUAGGAGUCAAGUGUUAUAAGGAUGCUUUACCGAC